AUGGAGGACGGUCAACCCUCCAAGAGACGGCGACGCAGUCGCAAGGUCCUCUCCGAUCGCAAGUUCGAAUGCACCUUUGAAGGCUGUGGGAAGAGUUACUCGCGCGCCGAGCAUCUUAGCCGUCAUGCGCUCAACCAUACCCCGAAACAGAUUUAUCGUUGCGACUUUCCGAACUGCUAUCGAUCCUUCGUGCGCCAGGACCUUUGCGCUCGUCACCGCGAGAGACACUCGACCAGUGGCUCCCAACUCCAGAAACGCGACCAGUUCGAAAAUGACUCCAAAACCUCCCCUUCCUCGUCGCCCGCGAUCACCUUGCCGGAAUACUUCGUGAGCUCCGAGGAGCCUAAGCCAGUCUCGAGCUAUCCUCUGACCACCGGCGUGGAGAGCGAGAUAGUACCGCAGUACUCCGAUUUCCCCGCCGUACUCGACCAGCCUGAUAAUUUAAUCGAUCUCGAUUCCAUGUCAUACCCGAUCUUCGGUGGGGAGACCUACAACCGAUCACCGUUUGCUAUGGCCGAUGAUUUCGCAGCUUGGCUGUUCAGUGAGCCUCUCGCGCCUCUGGGGUAUGGAAUGGUUCCGCUGGUGCAGAACCAGUUCUACAUGAAUGAGCCUCCGUAUAGUAAUGACAACUUCUGUGCUGUCACCCCACAGCAUCCAAUGAGUGUGACGAGUAUUUUGGACCCGGGAACACCUCCAGCCCUUAUCUCUGAGGAAAAGCGCCAAGAGCUACUCGUACUAAUGUCGAGCCGCUUCAACGAGGCUGCAUAUGCAGCAGGCGCAAAAAGAAAAGAUGCCCUCAUGGAUGGAGAUUUGACUAAUGACCGACACGUUCUGAGCCUGCGGAUGAUGCAGACAUACAUUGGUUCUUAUUGGUACCACUUUCAUGCACAGCUGCCGAUCUUACACCAGCCUACUUUCGUUGCCGAUCGUACCCCCAAUCUGCUAUUACUGGCCAUAAUUGCCAUUGGCGCCGUCACCUUGGACAAAAUCCAUGGACAGGCAGCCACAGAGGCCGCGGCGGAAUUGGCCAGCUUCAUUGCGUGGCAUCUGCGCUGGGAGAUCUUCAUGGAUGCUGACUUUCGACCCCCAGCCCGACUGUGGGUCUUUCAGUCUCUGCUGCUCUUGGAGGUAUACGAGAAGCUGUUCUCUACGCGUGCCCUGCACGAGCGUGCACACAUCCAUCAUGAUACAACGUUAACCCUCAUGCGUCGAGGCAGUUCUCUGAUCGGCAGCUCGUCAUUCGACACUCCCGAAACCAAGGAAGAGGACGAGUCAUGGUCAACGUGGAUCAAAGCAGAGGCUACUCGCCGAGUAGCAUUUGCCGCAUUCGUGUUAGACUCUACGCACGCUACGAUGUUCGGCCACUCCGCCAAAAUGGUCGCCCAUGAAUUACGCCUUCCUCUUCCCUGUGACGAGGCUCUAUGGGCAGCCACCAGUGCGGCCGAAGUAGCCCGUGUCCAGUCCAGCUUACAGUCUCACGGCGUUCGACCAACCAUGUUCUUAGACGGUCUCAAACGCACCUUGAACGGGCAACCUGUCCGAACAAACGACUUUGGUCGAAUCAUCCUCAUGUCUGGUCUCCUCAGCGUAUGUUGGCAUUUGAACCAAAGAGAUCUGCAAAUCAGUUCCCUCGGUGUAGGCCAGACUCUCGGGGGAAGAGACAAAUGGCGCACCUCCCUCCUCCGCGCAUUCGACAACUGGCGUCGUGAUUUUGACGAAGCCCUCGGGCCAUCAACCUCCGAGUCCCGCAAUGUUCUCCAUGGAUUAGCACACAUGGCCUCUCAUGUCGACAUAGUCGAUCUUCAGAUCUUCGCUGGUGCCGGUCGACUGAUGGGUCGUUCUAUCACGGCCCGCGACCACCGCGCUGCCCGCGAAAAGACUGAACGCUGGGCCACUAAAGCCUCCGCCCGUGAUGCCACGUUCUAUGCCCUGAAAUUCCUCUCUGUCUGUUUCCUAGAUCCCACAACACAUCCCGGCGAGUACGCCGCUCGCGAUGAUUACCUCCUCAAUAGACCCUGGGUCAUGUAUUUUGCUGCCUUGGUAGUUUGGACUUAUGGGUUUGCGUUGGAUGGGCCACUUCGGCCACCACCCGUUCUGGCGACUGUUGCCGACCGCGAACACGACAUGCAGACCUUCCUCCACCGCGUCGGCGAGAUUCAAGAGCCGAAUGAAUUGGAGGCCAUGACGGGUCGCAAUGGGUGUCUUGGUUUGCUGAUGAUCUUGCGAGACUCAUUUGCCAAACCCCGCUGGGAGCUGCUGGGCGAGGCUGCACGGCUGCUGGACAGCUGUAUCACGAAGUUACAGUCAUGA
Molecule: messenger RNA, 2310 nt
Organism: Penicillium salamii
Lineage: Eukaryota; Fungi; Ascomycota; Eurotiomycetes; Eurotiales; Aspergillaceae
Source: the annotation of a GenBank genome assembly